Vitis riparia (riverbank grape) is the source of this 735-nucleotide messenger RNA. Its product is annotated as keratin-associated protein 6-2-like. The transcript is spliced from 2 exons. Bases 140 to 538 code for a protein of 132 amino acids. The record is from RefSeq and is a predicted model, not a curated record. NCBI's taxonomy places the organism in Eukaryota, Viridiplantae, Streptophyta, Magnoliopsida, Vitales, Vitaceae.
ACAGGGCAGCCACUGCUCUCUCUCUCUCUCCGCAACUCCAUUUAGGCUAUAAAUAGGGGAAGAGCUGCAUUGCUCGUCACCGCUUCUCACAUAGAACUUUCAGUGAUAGAAAUCUUUGUUUCUUUUCUGAGGCUUGCAAAUGGCUGGUUCUAAAGCUUUCCUUUUUCUGUUCGCUCUUGUCUUCGCUCUUGUUUACUUGAUCUCAUCUGAAGUAUCUGCUUCCGUUCAUGAAACAGAGAAAAGCACAGAAGGCAAGGGUGUUCAGGAGAGCAAGUCCUAUGGAGGCCCCGGAAACGGGUAUCAGGGUGGGUACGGCGGAGGGCAUCAAGGUGGUUAUGGAGGAGGGCAUCAAGGUGGUUAUGGGGGCGGGCAUCAAGGUGGUUAUGGGGGCGGGCAUGGGCACGGGCAUGGUGGCUGCCAAUAUGGUUGCUGCCAUGGUUGCUGCCGUUCAUACCGAUACGGAUCUGGGUGCCAGAGGUGCUGUGUUGAUGCUAAUGAGGCCCCUGAUGCCGAGUUUGAAGACGAUGUUAAGAACUAAUAAUUAAACGCAUCUUCGAGUGGAUCUAUGUAAAAUAAUGCACGCUGGUCUAUGAGUUUGCUUAAAUAAGGGCUGCAAUGAGCACUGCUCGGUGCUCAUGGCGCUUGCCAGGCUUGUUUGUGUGUUGAGCUCCAUUAAUAAUCUACUCAUUUUGCUAUCAUGCAACUUUAAUGCUAACCUUAAUGGUUGUUAAGAGC